This is a messenger RNA of Physcomitrium patens, 2551 nucleotides long. RefSeq lists its product as uncharacterized. NCBI's taxonomy places the organism in Eukaryota, Viridiplantae, Streptophyta, Bryopsida, Funariales, Funariaceae. The record is from RefSeq and is a predicted model, not a curated record. Gene Ontology annotation, molecular function: UDP-N-acetylmuramoyl-tripeptide-D-alanyl-D-alanine ligase activity; ATP binding. Gene Ontology annotation, biological process: cell wall organization; biosynthetic process.
CAACUUCUAGAGCAGUACUCGGAGAUGCUUUUGCGCCGGAGAAAUCCCCAAUUCCGAUUGCUCCAAACCUCGACGUUGCCCUUUUUCCUCCUCCAUCAUCCUCACAUUUCGUCUCGCUUCUUCCUCCCAUGCAGUCACAGUCGGUGCUUCCGAGUGAGAACGCUUGAGCGAUACCGAGCGUGAUUGACAGAUCGCGAGGGUGAAGGAUGCCGUGCCAACCAUGUCGGCCCUCACUUUCGCUACUGCCCAUCCUCCCACUGCCACGAAAGCUGUGAUUCUGCUGCUGUUUGGUGACCCUUCCCUCUCCUCUCCUUCCCCCUCCUCCCCGUCCAUUCCUCCUCUUCCUUUCUUCGCCCCUCUGUGCCCUAGCUCGCGCUUCACGGGCUUUGCCUGCUCUCGUCGCCCCUUCUCCCAUUAUUUCAUGUCCCGUUCCCGCGCGAAGUUCUUCCCCUAUGCUCAUGAACAUCACAGCCAUCCUCCUAGGAGGCUCCCACUUUCCCCCGCUUUGACCCAUGGGGUAGACGUCUCCGUGCUGGGAAGCUGGGCAGAUGACGAAGGCGGAGUGAUGUGGGAUGCCCACGCCAUUGCUCAUGCUGUACAUGGGAAAGUUCUGGCAGAAGGUGGCGCAGGAAGCAUCUGCACUGACACUCGCACCAUGCGUGCCGGGCAGUGGUUUUUAGCUCUCACGGGUCACAAUUUUGAUGGCCAUUCUUUUCUUUACCAAGCUUGUGAGAAGCAAUGUGCGGGUGUGGUGGCCAAUUGGGUGCCUCACGGCUGGUCUCGAGGAUUUGUGCAGGUGGAAGGUGAUACCCUCGAUGCCUUGCAGGCACUGGCCUCGGAUGUGCGGGCCCGGUUUUGGGGGCCUGUUGUGGGCCUCACAGGCAGCGUGGGAAAGACCACGGCGCGCGCCAUGACCACUCUUGCAUUGCAAGGAUUGAAUGGACAUGUGCACCAAGCUCCGGGAAAUUUCAAUAAUGAUAUUGGCGUUGCUCUGACGCUGCUGCGCCUGAACUCGCGCUCCGUUGCAUGCGUUUUGGAGCUUGGCAUGAAUCAUGCAGGAGAGAUUCUAGAGUUGGCGAACACCGCGAAGCCUGAUGUGAGGGUCCUUUUGAACGUAGGACCAGCGCACAUGGAAAACUUUCCCGGGGGCUUGGAGGAGGUGGCAGCUGCGAAAGGGGAGAUAUUCCGAAACGCUCGUCCUGGAGAUCUAUGUAUCGUGAAUGCAGACGACCCGCUCGCCAUGGCUGUACCCCUUCCUGCAGGUGUUCGAGUGGUUCGAUUUGGACGGAAAGAGGGAUCGGACAUGCGGUUAGUUGCUGCCAAAACCAUUAAUCGAGGAUUUGGCAUAAGCGUUAUUUUAGAACACGUUGCCAGGUAUGCCAGAUAUGCCAAUUCUUUGGUUUCGGACGAUCCAGUCAGGAAUCCGAACGAAACAGUGACUCGGACCAGAGUAGAGUUUGAGAUACCCAGCCCUGGACUUCACUUGGCGAUCAAUGCAUGUGCAGCUGCAGCUGUGGCCACAAAUCUGGGUGUCCCUUUGGAGUCUGUUGCUCGUUCGUUGUCCAUGUUUCAACCAAUUGAUAUGAGAUGUCAAGUGGAAGCUGUUGGUCCUGCAAGUCAUGUUCAAAUCCUGGUCAUCAACGAUUGCUACAAUGCCAAUCCAAUGAGUGUGGAAGCUUCCCUUCAGCUGUUGCAAUCUGUGAAGUCCAAUAGACGUAUAGCAUUGCUGGGGGACAUGUUCGAGUUGGGUGAAAUCUCCCUGAGCUCUCACAAGGGGAUCCUGCAACUGUGCGUUGAUUUCAAGCUGGACUUGGUGAUUGUAGUAGGUACCUGUUUUUCGGAAGCCGCAGAGUACUUCAAAGGGAGGGAUAUCAUAGCAUUUCGGAAUACCUCGUCCUUGACCAACCAUCUCGCAAGAUUUAUUAGUCCUGGUGAUUCUGUGCUUGUGAAGGGGAGCCGAGGAAUGCGGAUGGAAGUCCUUGUGGAAGCCAUCAAGAGCUGUGCUGAAUCAUGGCAGUCUACAGAGCAUUCCCAGGCUUAGAAUCAUGGCUGUCCUGUUUUAUAAGCCACCGUCAGGAGUCUCGACUUCGCAACGGUCUGGGUCAUGGGGAAGUGGAGAAACGAAAUAAAACUCUAUAGCUCAGUAACAGGAGAUGGCUUUUCUGAGGGGCAGUUUAGGAGCAGCUCAGGGCCCUCUUCAAGCUUCGAGGUUGUUUAUUGUCAAAGUCAGACUAUGUUCAAUUUGCCAAACGGUACAGGGGUUGGUCUACUUUCUUGCUAAACACCCGCCGCGUGUAGACGCAGAAUUAGCAAGGAUAUUUUUUCACAAUCAGAGCAGUUCCAUUAGUUGAACUUCGAAUCGAUUAUCAUGUGCUUCGUCUACUCUUGCCUCUGUAUCUCAGUACUAUCAGGGAGCUUUUUGGUAGCUCAUUCAUAUCUCACUCACUAUACAUUACACGGAAAGGUUUUCAUCCUUUUCACAUGAGAAGUGUCAUCUUACAAGUACGUAUGCUUGAUACCAGUAAAGAUGAACAUCUGUUUUUUGUCGUAA